UAUAUCUUGUCACUGGAACGAGUAAGUUUGUCAGGCAGAGCAGGUUUCGUACGUAUGGAGAAGUAAAUAUAAUGUUUUGCAAGUUUAUUUUACUUGGGCUCCUGGAUAGACGUGUUCUGUGAUCAUGAACUUGUUUUUAGUAAUUUCCGUUGUGCUAAUUCUAAGUGAUCUAGGCUAUACAGAAAAUUGUGAAUUAACUGAUUUACCCCCAAAAUCAAACAGUGCAUGCUGUGGUCACGCCGUGGGUGGAGACAAGUCAAGUGGUUCCAUUGCUCGCAUCGGAGAAUAUCCGUGGAUGGGUAGCGUGGAAUAUCGAAAGGAAGAUGAUACCAUAAAAUUGCUCUGUGGCGCAGUCCUCAUCAGCGGAAAAUACGUUCUGUCUGCUGCUAAUUGCUUCUCAGAAUUUGCUUUCAAGAUCGGCACACCAGUAAAUAUACGUUUAGGAGAAUACGAUGUCAACAACGAUGGGCCAGACUGUGUAGAGACGGCUGCUGGUGGGAAAUAUUGUACUGAUGGAGCUAUUUCCAUAUCUAUCGAGAGAUUUACAGUGCAUCCCGACUAUAACAAAAACAACAAUCGUCAGAAUGACAUAGUCUUAAUAAGGCUUGCUAAAAUGGCUCCGUAUACAGAUUUUAUCCGUCCAAUCUGCAUGCCAUCAUUGGACAUCACACAGAAAGCACCAAAGAAGCUAUACAUGACUGUAGCUGGCUGGGGCGCGGUAAACGCGACAGUGUCUAGAAGCAACGUAUUGCGGCGAGUCCAUGUACCCUAUGUAGAUUUUUAUCUUUGCAGACAUAUGUACAACAAAACGCAAUACAGACAUCUGCAGUUGUCCGAUGGGCAACUUUGCGCCGGCGGCAAGAAUAGAGACUCCUGCCGAGGCGACUCAGGAGGCCCUCUUAUGUUACUGAAGGGACAGACGACGGAGCUGGCCGGCAUAGUUAGCUUCGGUCCAACUCCAUGCGGACGACCAGAUAUUCCUGGAGUGUACACUAAAGUAUUCGCAUACAACGAUUGGAUAAAAAAUACAAUUGAAAACGAUGAACGGGUAUCAACGAAGCCAACAGAACCGCCAGUAACUACAAAAACUUCCACAGAAAAAGAACUUUUCUCUGACUUAAUUGUUUUCAGAGAGUAAAACUGUAAGGUUCUUGUGCACUUAUAGUUAUAACUUAAUAGUAUACGUGUUAUGGAAUAAUAUACAUUGGACCUACUGUCUAGCAAUAAGGUAUAUAAUUAGUGCAUAAGGUCAGUUCGACGAAUACACUAAGGUUCGAUUACAUCAAACACAAUUGACGGGCUGUAGAAGUAAAAAUUAAUUAUUGUAACAAUAAAAAUUUUGCGAACCUAAAUACGAUCGCCGACGGUUCAUGCCCCACUACGCAUAACAAAACAAUCAUAAGUGAUAUUUGAAGAAUCAACAAUUGUUUAUCGUAUUAUUUCGUAAGUUUAAAGUAAGGUUUUCCAAUUUCUUUAACUAUAAAAAUAAAAGUAGUGGAAAAGAAUAGAGGUAUAAAUAGAGGGGAAACCGAACCUAUUGAAAAAUUUAAGUUCUCGUCUUUGUAAGAAUAAUAAAGAUUGCGGAUCAAACAAGGUGUCAAUUCUGUAACAGCUUAACAAAGUGUGAUGGUUCUAUGUGUAGAGCAAUUAAGACGAUGAAAGAUAUACUUUUGAAUACAAAUUUUAGAGAUUCAGGUAUAUUUGGAAAAGUUAUCCAGAAUAUCAGAUACUUUUGCCGCGUUGUUUCAUCCGCUACUAUUGAUGCUGACUGUACAGUCAAAUUUCAGUACCAUUUAGUACCUUUUCACGGUGUCAAUCAAUAUGAAAGUUGCUAGGGAACUCAUCCUAUUGUCAUUGUGACAAUCUUUAUAAUUUAUAAUUGAUGAUCGUUCGUCGCACGUUUGUUGAUUUGAAGUUAAAAGACGCAUUCUAGUUGCAACGCUAUUGCAGCUUUGACCGGGGCGGUGUCAAUCUCCUUGCUUACAUGGGUGACGGAUGGAAACUUGUAACUGCUGUAGUAAUGAGGCAACGACAUUAACGCAAUUUAUCAAGGAACAUCACUGAUGUUAGUGACAUCUCACGCCUCAAUUUUUUUUCCUAAUAAUAAUAAAAAAACGCUACAACAGUAAAGUUGCAACAGUAAUGCUACUGCAGUCGUCUUUCGAAUGUCAGAGUUUUCUACGCCUUUACUAAAUGUAAUCAUUUAAACGUAUUACCUAUUCCAUUAAUCAAUGUAUUGCUUUAUUCCACUAAUGUAAAAUCAAAUGGAUUCCGCUCAAUACUUUCCUUUGUAAUUGAUAAUAAAUUAUACUGAAACACGCAUAAAUCCAACGCAUAAUAAUAAAAUGACUUGUCUGUUUCUCAAUUUACGUAAUGGACUUUAUAUUGUUUAGCGCAGUACAAUAUCAUUGUAUUACAUUUUAAUAUUAUUUUAACCAUAAUGUGCCUAAGCAAAAGGUUACAGAUUGAUAAAAUUGUUAAAAAGCAGGGUCUUUGUUUGCUCCCAAACUGUUAGGGGUAACACAUUACUAAAAGUGUCACUGCCGGUCUGUUGAGAGCUGGCUGAACGCAUGUAUACUACUAAUAAUACUUUCAUUAUUCUUAUACAAUAAAAAAAAACAUACCUUGUUAUAUGUAUCCUUAGAUAUUUAAUGGGUACUUAUGGCCCAGGCAAAUUAAGCCAAAAAAAGGGGUCAACCUCGGAAUGAGAGAUAAUAAGCUGGAAACUUACGCUGCGUGUUCUGUGCACUAGAUAUAUCUUGAUAACAGCUGAUCGCAUAAAAAAAUGAUUCAAACAUAACUAGUCAGACAUUUUAUGCUCUACAAUUCUUGCAUAGCUGUAAACAACAUUGGAGCUAUAGAAAGCUUGAUAUCCGCGAAAAACCGAUUUUUAUGAUAUUUGACCUUGAAUAACUUCCGACGCGCACAUGAGAUUAUCUGUGACUUUUAACUUGACUUGAAUGCAAUAUUGAAGAUUUACUUAUACUAGUUUUUAGCCUAUUUUCUUUUAUUCCGAGGUAAAACCCUUAAUUUGCCCGGGCCAGUAGUACUCGUAUUAAGUAAAAAUUGGCAAAGUUAUCAAUGUAAUCAUGCGUUAUUUUUCUUUUUAUGUAAGUAGGUAUAGUAUGUAGCUCGUGUACUUAAAUAA
Cydia pomonella (codling moth) is the source of this 3148-nucleotide messenger RNA. Its product is annotated as phenoloxidase-activating enzyme-like. Gene Ontology annotation, molecular function: serine-type endopeptidase activity. The transcript has 6 exons. The record is from RefSeq and is a predicted model, not a curated record. Gene Ontology annotation, biological process: proteolysis. Lineage: Eukaryota; Metazoa; Arthropoda; Insecta; Lepidoptera; Tortricidae. Bases 125 to 1138 code for a protein of 337 amino acids.